Messenger RNA from Gracilinanus agilis (Agile Gracile Mouse Opossum), 1233 nucleotides. It is a transcript of the gene TIMMDC1, whose product is annotated as translocase of inner mitochondrial membrane domain containing 1. The transcript has 8 exons. The record is from RefSeq and is a predicted model, not a curated record. Gene Ontology annotation, cellular component: mitochondrion. NCBI's taxonomy places the organism in Eukaryota, Metazoa, Chordata, Mammalia, Didelphimorphia, Didelphidae. The coding region runs from base 296 to 1162 and encodes 288 amino acids.
CCUGUGGGUUACUGGGAAGAACUUCCGGGUUGGCCCGAGAAGCCGGUAGGGAAGCGUUUUCUAGAACCCGUAAAAUUUUUGGAGGUCAUCUGGUUUCCUUCGUUUUUUUUUUUGGUUUGUUUUUUGUUUUUUUACUGAUGGAGAAACUGAGGACCAGAAAGGUUAAGUGACUUGCCCCAAGUCCAUACACUUAGUAAAUGUAUGAGACGAAUUUGGGACCUUGGCCAUCUUGACACUACUAGUUCACUGCAGUCCUUGACACCGGGGCGCUUCUCUAGGACCCUCAUACCAAGAAAUGGGGAUGGAGAUACCACGGAAGACUUGUUUGAGAAGAGCAUGGGAGGUAUUAGUCCCUUUCCCAACGGUCUUUGCUGAAGAAAGCACCAUUGCAACUGCCUCAGGCCCCUCCCCGGAGGAAACUCUGCCUCAUCACAUUAAGGGUCCAGUUUACGCAGAGACAGGAUGGGAUCGCCUCAAAGAGCUCCUUGUCAGAGAUGAACACCAACCAUUACCAGAGGAAAUUGAUUAUAUUUUCAAAGCAGCAACUUCAGGGGCAAUUGUUGGUUGGAUAUAUGGAGGCAUACCUGCUUUUUAUCAUGCCAAACAACGUUAUAUUUCACAGAGCCAUGCAGAGAUUUAUUACAACCGAUUUGAUGCUGUGCAAUCUGCCCAGCGAGCUGCCAUUCGAGGAUUCAUCCGGUAUGGCUGGAGGUGGAGUUGGAGAACAGCCUUGUUUGUAACUAUAUUUAACACAGUGAGCACUGGUCUGAAUGUAUAUCGAAAUAAAAAUUCCUUAAGCCAUUUUGUUGUUGCAGGAGCUGCUACUGGAGGUCUUUUCAGAUUUUACUUGGGUCUGAGUAGUAUGCUGACUGGUGGUUUGUUUGGAGCCAUUCUGGGGGCUCCUUUUGGGGUCAUGAUCAAGGCCAUCGAGAAGUAUCAAGGAGAGACUGUUUGGGAUAGAAAACAGAAGACCCGGAAGGAGCUCUAUGAGUUAAAGCUGGAUGAAUGGAAGGCCAGGCUACAUGUUACUGAUGCUGUCACUGAAGAGUUUAAAAGUAACUUAGGGGAAAAUCAAUCAGAAAGAGAUGCAAAGAGAAUUGAAGAGCUUUUAAAUCUUCCUAGAAACCCUUCUUCAACAACAGAUAGUAAAGAUGGGGACUAGUUUGAUUCUAGACAUAGGAGACAUUUAAUGAGUUGGUGGUUUUUUGUUGUUGUUGUUUUUUAAACCCUUAC